Molecule: messenger RNA, 1100 nt
Organism: Etheostoma spectabile (orangethroat darter)
Lineage: Eukaryota; Metazoa; Chordata; Actinopteri; Perciformes; Percidae
Gene: utp11
Product: UTP11 small subunit processome component
Exons: 8
Coding region: 177-941 (254 amino acids)
Biological process (GO): rRNA processing
Cellular component (GO): small-subunit processome; nucleolus
Source: RefSeq, a predicted model, not a curated record
GUGGCGAAUCUGCGGUAGGGAAAUGACAACGCUCUGUACCAGCCCGGAACCCACAUGUUUAGCUAACAGGAAAGCUCUAGACCCGAGGCAGCAGUGAGGUUUCUCUAAAAAGUCCUACGUAUACCUGCUUUUAAGGAAAUUAGUUUAUAUUAUUACGCCCGAGGACAUUUUUCAGAAUGUCUUCGUUCAGGAAAGCGUUGAAAUCGCGACAGAGAAACCACCAUGAAAGAUCUCAGCCUGGUUUCAGGAAACAUUUGGGAUUGCUGGAGAAGAAGAAAGACUACAAACUUCGUGCAGAUGAUUACCACAAGAAACAAAACACUCUUGCUGCUCUGCGAAAGAAAGCUCUGGAUAAGAACCCAGAUGAGUUUUACUACAACAUGAUCAACUCUCAGCUGCAGGAUGGAGUCCACGUGGCGAAAAAAAACAAUGAGGAGGUGGAGGUGACAGAGGAGCAGAAGAAAGUCAUGAGGACGCAGGAUAUCAAAUAUGUAGAGAUGAAAAGGGUUGCAGAGGCUAAGAAAAUUGAGAGGCUGAAAGGAGAGCUCCAUCUUCUGGAGGCAGACAGCAAACAAAAAAACAAGCAUACAUUCUUUGUGGAUUCCAAGACCGAAGUGCAGUCAUUUGAUCUGGCAAACCACCUCAACACAGCGCCUGAGCUGGUGGGCAGAGUGUUCAACAGGCCAACUCUGAAAACCCUGGAGACAAAAAGCAUCCAGGGAGCUGUAGAGCCUCGCAUGAUUAAGAAGUUGGCCAAGCAGAGGAAUCACCAGUAUAAGAUCCUUUCUCAGAGGAUUGACCGAGAAAAGAAAAUGUUUGUAAUAAGCCAGAAAAUUCAGACCCGCAAGGACCUACAGGAUAAGAACAAAAAAGUGAAGGUACAAAAGGAGACACCCAACGCUGCAGCUAUCUACAAAUUUGAGGCCAAGAGGAAGCGCUGAGAGGGGAGUAACCAUCUUGCUGAGAAGAAAUCGCCAACGUUGCCAAUCUGAAAUAAUGGACUCCUAGAUCAAACUAUAUGCAGACAUGGGAUAAUUUUUUUGUACAUAUUUAUCUACGACUUUUAGUUUCUUUCAAAAAUAAAUAUCAGAAGAACAUAA